CCUUCACAGCCACCACAAAAACAACCUCUACAACCACAACAACUGCACCUGCCUUUGUUGACAACCCCGAUAUCUCUAUAAGCGUCAUAAUGUCCUCCACAACAAGCCUGGCCCUGGCCGUGGCCCUCGCCGUGACCGUGGCCCUCUCCAUGCCCCUCCUGGCCACCGCCGCCCCCGCCGCCGCCGCCCUCGCCGCCGCCGCCCCCCAGCCCGUCAUCGCCAACGGCAGCAGCGUGGCCGUGGCCCCCCUGGCCGAGCCGUUCUUCUUCUGCUGGGUGGACGCCGCCGCCGCCGUGCAGGAGGUGGAGUGGCGGGACGCCGCCGACAAGCCGCUGCCGUCGUGGACGCCUGGCGCCGACGCCUUCCAGCUGGGCCGCGGCCGACACCUGCCUCACGCCUACCUGGUGCUGGCCGACUUCCGGCAGGACCUGGCGGGCGUGUACACCUGUGUGGCGCGCGGCGAGGCGGGGGUGGAGGGGCGCGCCAGCGUGGCCGUCAGCCUGGACGACGCGGCGCCCUGGGCACGGCGCUGACCUCAGCACCGCGUCAGCGUGGCCGUCAGCCUGGACGACGCGGCGCCCUGGGCACAAUAUUUUCAUCGUCAUCAUCAGCCUGUCCACACGCCGCCGCCCCUGCCGUGGCCACACACCCACACGCCGCCGCCCCUGCCGUGGCCACACACCCACACGCCGCCGCCCCUGCCGUGGCCACACACCCACACGCCGCCGCCCCUGCCGUGGCCACACACCCACACGCCGCCGCCCCUGCCGUGGCCACACACCCACACGCCGCCGCCCCUGCCGUGGCCACACACCCACACGCCGCCGAGCUCCACGAAAUGUUCACAUUAUUUCAUUGUAUUUCAUUACAUUUAUUUAUUCAUUAUUUAUUGUAUUGCUGUUCAUUGCCAACGCUUAACUACAGUAUUUAUUGA
Messenger RNA from Eriocheir sinensis (Chinese mitten crab), 934 nucleotides. RefSeq lists its product as uncharacterized. Lineage: Eukaryota; Metazoa; Arthropoda; Malacostraca; Decapoda; Varunidae. The transcript has a single exon. The record is from RefSeq and is a predicted model, not a curated record. The coding region runs from base 90 to 533 and encodes 147 amino acids.